This is a messenger RNA of Electrophorus electricus (electric eel), 895 nucleotides long. RefSeq names its product methyltransferase like 27 (gene mettl27). Lineage: Eukaryota; Metazoa; Chordata; Actinopteri; Gymnotiformes; Gymnotidae. The record is from RefSeq and is a predicted model, not a curated record.
AUAAGGCAUCGAUCAAUAAUUGUUUAGCCUGCGCAUUUUGAUAACGCUAGCUAACUUACCUAGGUUAGCUAGCUAGCUACACAAACUAGCAAGAUAAGCGAACUCCAUACCGUAGGAUAACCACAGCAACAAAACAGUAUUUCGCAGUAAUGGCAAGCACCAGAUCAUUUGCAGAUGUGAAGGAUGUAAUCAUUUCAGCUCAUAAGAAUGUGGGACUUCAGGAUAAAAUUGAGUUCUAUAACACCUGGGCUGAGAACUAUGAACAGGAUGUGGCAGUGUUGGACUACCGUGCUCCUCUUUUAGCUGCAGAAUGCAUAACUAAAAACUUCAAAGGUGAUAAAAAGAGAGCCAUUAUUCUGGAUGUGGCAUGUGGGACAGGGUUGGUCUCUAAACAACUUAAAAAAAAUGGGUUUCAUCAUUUUGUUGGUGUCGAUGGGAGUGCAGCAAUGUUGAAUUUGGCAAGGAAAACGGGACUCUAUCAGGACCUUAAACAGUGUAUUCUGGGUCGGGAUUCCCUGCUGGUACAAGAAGAGUUGUAUGACAUUGUUGUAAUGGUUGGAGCUCUGAGUAUUGGACAAGUACCAGUGACGGUCAUCAGGGAGCUCUGGCAAGCCACAAAGCCAGGGGGCUAUGUGUGCAUGACUACAAGAGGCAAUGCAGAUAAUCGAGAAUACAAGGCAGAGCUGGAAAAUGUGUUGAGAACAAUGGAGGAAGAAAAGAGAUGGAGUUGUGUAGCUGUCACUGGAGUGGAGGAGUGGGAAAGGGCUGUGGCUGAGCAGGAGAGUGACUAUAUACAGGGAGCUGUCUAUCUGUAUCAGAGGACUAAAUAAAACAAACCACAGUUGUAUAAGUUGCAGAUCCCUUUUCCUUAAAUAAAACAGGCUGCCCAUUUUGA